Messenger RNA from Oppia nitens, 1009 nucleotides. It is a transcript of the gene EMC3, whose product is annotated as ER membrane protein complex subunit 3-like. The record is from RefSeq and is a predicted model, not a curated record. Gene Ontology annotation, cellular component: EMC complex; membrane. Gene Ontology annotation, biological process: protein folding in endoplasmic reticulum. The transcript is spliced from 2 exons. Lineage: Eukaryota; Metazoa; Arthropoda; Arachnida; Sarcoptiformes; Oppiidae. The coding region runs from base 163 to 948 and encodes 261 amino acids.
UGACUUCGUUAAGUGAUUCGACAUUUGCACUCAAUAUUGCUAUUCAUUGCUUACAUUAACUCUCAAGUGUUUAUCACUUGAAUUGAUUCCCAUAUUAUUGUAGAUAUCAUAUGAUUAUCACAACAAUCACCAAAAUCAACACAUUUAUAGUCAACAAAAACAAUGUCCGACGAUCUUGUCUUAGAUCCUGAUAUCAGGGUUUGGGUGUUUCUACCCAUUGUUGUCAUCACUUUCUUUGUGGGUAUUCUUCGACAUUAUGUCUCGAUUUUAAUUUCAUCGACAAAGAAGAUUGAGUUACAACAAGUGAUGGACAGUCAAGCAAUGAUCAGAUCCCGAUUACUCAGAGAAAAUGGCAAAUAUCUACCCAAACAGUCAUUUCUUAUUCGUCGUCAUUAUUUCAAUGACGAAGAAACGGGUUAUUUUAAAGUGAGUCAAAAACGACAGACAGCGGCUCCCAAUCCGAUGACUGAUCCGUCAAUGAUGACCGAUAUGUUGAAGGGAAAUGUGACAAAUGUAUUACCGAUGAUAUUAAUCGGCGGUUGGAUUAAUUGGACGUUUUCUGGUUUUGUUACCACUAAAGUGCCGUUUCCGCUGACAUUACGUUUUAAGCCAAUGCUUCAGAGGGGCAUUGAAUUGAUGUCUUUAGACGCUUCGUGGGUGUCGUCCGCUUCGUGGUAUUUCCUUAACGUAUUUGGUUUGAGAAGUAUCUACGCUCUUGUAUUGGGUGAAAACAAUGCCGCAGAUCAGACACGGCUAAUGAACGACCAAAUGUCUGGCGCCGCUAUGGCUAUGCCUACUGAUCCCAAACAGGCGUUUAAGGCUGAAUGGGAGGCAUUGGAGAUCUGUGAACAUCAGUGGGCGCUCAAGAAUACUGAAAAUGAAUUAACCGGUGUUUCGCUUAAUUCUUUAUCUGAGAACAGCUCAGGUGAUACUCGUAAUAGUAAUUAAAAAUUAUAAGCAAUAUUUGUAAUAUUAUUUGUUUUAAUAUUUUAUUUAAAUUAUAUUUAAU